UACAGGAACGGAGGGAAACAACAAAAUACGAAUUUGUCUUCUUGUAGGUCAAGCCGUUACCUGCCACCAGCGGGGCACUGGAGUCUGUCGAAGGUAAAGUGGGAAUAAUAGCCACAACAAUGGCUCUGUCACAGUGCCUCGAAGACUCACCUCUGAGAUUGGGUCCAAAACAAACCGGGGCCGGAGACCUGGACCUGCAGGAGGUCUACAACGAGAGACACCGGUUGGCUCUGGAGGAGCUGCUGUCCGGAGGGCUCGACAACUUUCUGGACUUCCUCCGAAAAGAGAGGAUCCCCAACUUUCUGUCUGACGAUGAGAUCCAGGGGAUCAGGGGCACCGCCGUGCCCCCGCGGUGCGUGUCAGUUCACGGGGAGGACCAGGCGCUGGAGCAGUCGCUCAGCAGCUCCCUGGACUGCUCCUCCGUCACCUAUUUCCCCGAGGUGUCGGACGUGGAGCCGCCGCUGCUGGAGAUGGGCUGGCCCGCCUUCACCGCGGGGUCGUACCGGGGAGUCACACGGGCCGUGGCGCACUUCCAGCCCAGCUAUGGGGAGUGCAUCUACAGCUGCAAGGAGGCUGCCAGGCGUAUGAUUAAAAGUGCCAGAGAGGUGAUUGCCAUAGUCACAGACUCCCUGACAGACCUGGAUAUCUUUAAGGAUCUUCAGGAGGCAUGUUCCAGACGCAGAGUCCCUGUGUACAUCCUGCUGGACCAAUCAUGCGCUCCCGCUUUUCUCAAGAUGUGCAGAAAUGUCAACGUUUGCCUGGAUGACCUUCGGCAAAUGAAAGUGCGAACCAUAACCGGUACGACUUAUUACAUGAGAUCCGGAGCGAGGAUCACUGGGAGAGUUCAUGAGAGAUUUAUGCUGAUUGAUGGAAACAGAGUAGCUACAGGUUCCUACAGGUUCAACUGGACCGAUGGCAAACUGAACAGCAGCAACCUCAUCGAGCUUUCCGGCCAGAUAACAGAGAAGUUUGACGAGGAGUUCCGCAUCCUCUAUGCCCAGUCUCUGCCUAUAAACACUCGAGGACCUCCAAGUGUCCGAAACAGCGGCAUCUAUGAGCACCUCCUCAUCAAACACUCAGUCACCUCCUCCCCUCACUUGGCCAGAGAGAGGUCUGUGGAGCCAGCAUGUCUGACCAGCACGCCCAGCCGCAAGCGUGAACCUUCAGCUCCAGAUCAUUGUAAAAGCAGCCCAGUGUCUGACUCCUCCACCAUAGGUGAGGACUGGGCGGAGCAGCAGCACAUGCAGGAGGAGAUCUUGGCUGGUAGCACGACUCAGCGUUUCCCUGCAGAGCAGCUGCCAGAGAAAGAACAAGUGACCCCCAGCACUGACUCCUGCCACGCCACCACUCAGACCGACAGCUCAGUGAGGGACAGUGACACCCAGACUGACCUGCAGCUCGCACAACACCCCAGCCUCAUCACACAGACAGCCACAGGACCAAACCAGGCCACCUCUCCCUUCUUUACGUCGUCCAGGCAGAUCUUGCCCACCCAGGCAGCUCCAGAUGGCACCUUAAAGGACUGUUUCCACAAGCUGACCAAAGAACGCCAGCACCACUACUCCGCCAUCCGCUCCAAGCUGGAACACAUGGUGACCACCCUGUCCCAGAGGCGGGAGCUAGCAGACGUCACCAACAUGACUCAGGGGCUUGGCGCUCACAGCGGGCAGAGGGCACACAGAGACAGGGAGCAGGACCCAAACCCCAGACUGCUUGUUGAAAGUGCGGGCAUGGGCACAUGGCCAAGAGCCAGAUGUGUACACUAGUUUGUCUUUGGGGAUUUCAGUGAUGGAGGGUGGUGGGCAAAGAGCUGUUGAGAGCUUUCUAGUGGAUCUUCUGUUUCAGAUAAAUGCUUUUGGCUUUUGCAGUAGAAUUUUUUCUUUUCUCUUUCGGUCUUCUUUUCUGCAGUGCCCACUUCUGUCCUCUUCAUGCUGGGCCCUGUCCAUGUGGAAGCAAAUUCUGGUGAAAUGGUUAUACCUGAUUGUAAUUGACACUAAUGUCUUUCAAAUAAGAAUUCUGACCAAAGACAUGGUUUAGUGCUGUGGAAGUUAAGACUGGAUGAUAUCUGCUGUAGUAUGAGUGAAAAUGCACUGAAGUGCUGUUUUGCUUAUUUAAAUCACAUUUGGCUGCUGUAACUGCAUCUGAUCAUCAUUCCAGAGAGCAACUGGCUCACACUGUGCCUUGCUAAUAAAUAAAGUAGUAUUUUGCUA
Molecule: messenger RNA, 2210 nt
Organism: Seriola dumerili (greater amberjack)
Lineage: Eukaryota; Metazoa; Chordata; Actinopteri; Carangiformes; Carangidae
Gene: sack1d
Product: family with sequence similarity 83 member D
Exons: 4
Coding region: 120-1766 (548 amino acids)
Biological process (GO): positive regulation of cell cycle G1/S phase transition; regulation of TOR signaling; protein localization to mitotic spindle
Cellular component (GO): mitotic spindle pole; cytosol
Source: RefSeq, a predicted model, not a curated record